CAUCACAUCCGUACGGUCAGCGCCCGCGUCAACUGCCACGUCACCUGACACGUCAUCAUACUGAGUUUUGUUCCGAUGUGUCGCAGAAGCUGAUAGUCUGACACGUGGCUACAUCAUCACCGUUGAGGGGUUUUGAUCCAGUACGACACAGGAUCAAUCAGUUGACAUGUGGUUAAAUCAGGACCACUCUUGAGUAUUGAUCCAGUGCGACUCAGGCCAUCAUCUGCUGACACGUGGCUUCAUCAGAACCGCUACUGAGGUUUUGAUCCGGUGCGACGCAGGCGGUACUCUGGCUGACAUGCGGCUGCAUCUGCACCGUCCGUUAAUCCAAAACUUUGAUUGCUAAAAUCUGAGCCAUCCGAAAUCCGAUUGGGGUGAUCCCAGUGUCAUUUCCAAGGUUUUCGGCUGUUCCGGACACAUCUGUAAGGUCAGAUUUGGGAAAUUCGAAUUGGAGAAGUAGUAAAAAUGGCAGAUGAAAUAAAAGCAGCUGGAAUUGAAAAAUUUGAUGGGACAGAUUUUGGAUAUUGGAAAAUGCAAAUUGAAGACUAUUUAUAUGGGAAGAAACUUCAUGUUCCUCUGUUGGGGAGCAAACCAGAAAAUAUGCCAGAAGAAGAUUGGCAAAUUCUUGAUAGACAGGUUUUGGGCAUUAUCCGGCUAUCCUUGUCGAGAAGAGUAGCUCACAAUGUUACAAAAGAAAGAUCCACUGCAAGACUAAUGGAAGCUUUGUCUGGGAUGUAUGAGAAGCCCUCAGCAAAUAACAAAGUGCACCUGAUGAAGAAGUUGUUCAACUUGAAGAUGACAGAAAGCACCUCUGUGACACAACAUCUCAACAACUUCAAUACCAUCACAAAUCAAUUGUCAUCUGUUGAGAUUGAGUUUGAUGAUGAGAUCCGUGCACUCAUUUUGCUGGCUUCACUUCCAAGCAGUUGGGAAGGUAUGAGGACAGCCGUGAGCAACUCAGCUGGAAAAUCCAAACUGAAAUAUGAUGACAUUCGAGACUUGAUUUUAGCUGAAGAAGUGCGAAGGAAAGACUCAGGUGAAUGUUCAAGUUCAGGAUCAGCUCUCAACAUUAACACUCGAGGGAGGAGACAGGAUAGAGGCUUAUCCAGAGGUAGAUCCAAAUCAAGAUACAGAAGUAAAAGCAAGUUCGGACCCAGAAAACAGGUUGAAUGUUGGAAUUGUGGCAAACCUGGUCACUUCAUGAGGAAUUGCAUAAAACCGAAAAAACCUGAAGCUGACUCUGCAAACGCUACCACAGAUGAGGUGCAAGACGCUUUGAUUCUUGCUGUACAAAGUCCAAUUGAUGAUUGGAUUCUUGAUUCUGGUGCUUCAUUCCACUGUACACCACAUCAUGAGAUGAUGCAAAACUAUGUUGCUGGAGAUCACGGUGUAGUCUAUCUGGCCGAUGGACAACCAAUGAAGAUUGUGGGUAUAAGAGAUGUGCAAAUCAAGACAAUGAAUGGAUCUACAUGGAUCUUGCAAAAUGUAAGGCAUGUUCCUGGACUAAAGAAGAAGUUGAUCUCAGUCGGACAACUUGAUGAUAGUGGUCAUUCAAUUCUUUUUUCUGGAGGUAUGUGGAAGGUAUCAAAGGGAGCAAUGGUUUUGGCUCGUGGAAAGAAAACCGGCACCCUGUAUAUGACCACAAGAUUUGAAGACAUUAUUGCCUCUACUGAAUCAGAAAAUCAAGCACAUCUAUGGCACUGUAGACUCGGCCAUAUGAGUCAAAAGGGGAUGAAGAUACUUCAAUCAAAGGGAAAGCUGCCAGAGCUCAAAAAUGUUGAUCUAGACAUUUGUGAAAGUUGUGUUCUUGGAAAACAGAAGAAGCUCAGUUUCUUAAAGGUUGGCAGGACCUUAAGACCAAGAAAGCUAGAACUGGUACACACAGAUUUAUGGGGACCGUCUCCAGUAGCAUCUCUUGGAGGUUCUCGGUAUUACGUCACAUUCAUUGACGAUUACAGCAGAAAGGUAUGGGUCUACUUUCUGAAAAAUAAAUCUGAUGUGUUUGAAACAUUCAAGAAGUGGAAGGCUAUGGUUGAAACUGAAUCAGGCCUGAAGUUGAAAUGUUUGAGAUCCGAUAAUGGAGGAGAAUACAUUGAUGGAGGUUUCAAAGAGUAUUGUGCUGUUAAUGGCAUCAGAAUGGAAAAGACCGUUCCAGGCACACCACAACAGAAUGGCAUUGCUGAACGGAUGAACAGGACCAUCAAUGAACGAGCUAGAAGCAUGAGGUUGCAUUCAAGGUUACCUCAAACAUUUUGGGCCGAUGCAGUUCAUACUGCAGUUUACUUGAUCAACCGUGGACCAUCAGUUCCUUUAGAGUUCAGAUUGCCCGAGGAAGUAUGGAGAGGAAAAGAGGUACAACUCUCUCAUUUAAAGGUCUUUGGGUGUGUUUCCUAUGUGCAUAUAGAUUCUGAUGCUCGCAACAAGUUAGACGCCAAAUCCAAGAAAUGUUUCUUCAUUGGUUAUGGAAAUGAAGAAUUUGGAUUUCGGUUCUGGGAUGAUCAGAAUAGAAAGAUUAUCAGAAGCAGGAACGUGAUCUUCAAUGAGAAAGUUCUGUACAAAGACAGAUCAAGUGCAGAAACAGAUAAGGCUGAUUCAGAUACAAGUCCACAAGGAUCUGAAUUCAUAAGAUUAGAAGGCCUUCCCGAUGUUACUGAGCAGAACAACAAUCAAGAGUCUUUACAAGAAAAUUCAAGCACAUAUGUGCCCCCUGCUACACAAGAAGAUGCGGAGCAAAUUGAACCAGCUGUUCGCAGGUCUUCAAGGACGAUAAAGCCCCCGCAACGGUUCACACUUUUACUGAAUUACAUUUUAUUGACAGAUGGUGGUGAACCGCUAACUUAUGAAGAAUCCUUACAAGAUGGAAACUCAAGCAAGUGGGAGUUGGCCAUGAAGGAUGAGAUGAGUUCGUUGCUGAAGAACAAGACUUGGGAGCUAACCACACUGCCUGAAGGAAAGAAGGCUUUACAAACCAAGUGGGUUUACAGAGUGAAGACUGAGCAUGACGGAAGUAAACGGUUCAAGGCAAGACUUGUUGUCAAAGGGUUUCAACAAAAGAAAGGCAUUGACUACUCUGAGAUAUUUUCUCCAGUUGUGAAGCUCACAACAAUCAGAGUUGUUCUGGGGAUAGUAGCAGCAGAGAAUUUACAUCUUGAGCAAUUAGAUGUAAAAACAGCCUUUCUUCAUGGAGAAUUGGAGGAAGACAUUUACAUGCAACAACCAGAGGGGUUUGAAAUACAAGGAAAGGAGAACCAAGUCUGCAAGCUAAAGAAAAGCCUAUACGGUUUGAAGCAAGCUCCAAGACAGUGGUACAAGAAGUUUGACAACUUCAUGUGCAGUUCCGGGUAUACAAGAUGCCAAGCUGAUCAUUGUUGCUAUGUCAAACAUUUUGACAACUCUUACAUCAUUCUACUAUUAUAUGUAGAUGAUAUGUUGAUUGCAGGAUCCAGCAUUGAGGAGAUUGAUAAAUUGAAACAACAGUUGUCAAAACAGUUUGAAAUGAAGGAUCUGGGAGCUGCUAAACAAAUACUUGGCAUGAGAAUCUUCAGAGAUAAAGACAAAGGCGUACUAAAGCUUUCACAAACAGAGUAUGUCAAGAAGGUUCUCAGCAGGUUUAGUAUGGAUAAUACUAAACCAGUAAGUACACCACUGGGGAAUCAUUUCAAGCUCAGCAAAGACCAGUCACCAAAAACUGAGCUAGAAAGUGGAUACAUGGAUAAGAUUCCAUACGCCUCAGCUAUCGGCUCUUUGAUGUAUGCUAUGGUCUGUACCAGACCAGACAUUGCCCAUGCAGUGGGAGUUGUAAGCCGAUAUAUGAGCAAUCCUGGAAAGCAGCAUUGGGAGGCGGUUAAAUGGAUCAUGAGGUACUUAAAAGGGUCAUCAGAAACAUGUCUCACCUUCACAGCUGGUGGUUUGAAACUUGAAGGUUUUGUAGACGCUGAUUUAGCAAGAGAUGUUGAUAGCCGAAAGAGCACUACAGGAUAUGUAUAUACUCUAGGAGGUACUGCUAUUUCCUGGAGUUCUACCUUACAAAAGAUCGUCGCUCUUUCAACAAUAGAAGCUGAAUAUGUUGCAGUCUCAGAAUCUGCAAAAGAGAUCGUAUGGUUGCAGAGUUUUCUGAAAGAAUUGGGCAAGAUGAAUGAAAAGGGUACUUUGUAUAGCGAUAGUCAGAGUGCAAUCUUCCUUGCCAAGAAUCCAGCAUUUCACUCAAGGACGAAGCAUAUUCAGAUCAAAUAUCACUUCAUCCGACAAUUGCUAGACGAGGAGCAACUGAUGCUAGAAAAGAUCUGCGGAAGCAAGAAUCCAGCUGACAUGUUAACCAAAGGAGUUACUCUUGAUAAACUGAAGCUGUGUAAAGCUUCAGUUGGUCUCAGAAAUUAAAAGACAGAUCUAGCACCAUUUGUGUCCAAGUGGGAGAUUGUUAAGUGUGGACACAAGAUGGUGGUGGUGGCAGCCAUGUCAAGCAUGGCUGCUGUCAAACAUGGCUGCAAGGUUAGGCAUGGUAGGUUGCCUAACCAUUGAAAAUGGUGGCUGCCAUAUUUGACUAAAGAAGAGUGUCUUGUUUAUAUAUAGAGAUGCUAACAGAGAGACGUAGGAUGAGAAGAUCAAGAGAGAAACACAGAGAGAGAGAGCUAGGGAGAGUUGAGUUGAGUAGAGAAUUUUUCUCCUCCUCCUUGUUUUGUUGUUUGUAUUGUUUCCAAGCUUGAUUAAUACAAACCAGUAGCUCCGUGGAGUAGGCAAGUUGCCGAACCACGUAAAUUUGUGUGUGUUUGAUUGCUAGAAUGUCCCAACACUUCUGUGAUGCAGUCAUUUCUGUAGAGGUGAGUGCCUAUGUUCUCCAUGCCAUUUUUUAUAGGAGAAGAAGUUACGGACUUUGACGCAACUUGAAAGAGGUUUUGAUGCCAGUACACAGGGACUUGGCAAAAGUUAUGAAAAUUUUACAAGUAAAAUUGACUCUCAAAUCUCGAAUUAUUUUGUAACAUGAUGAAAGAGGAAGUUGACUUCUAUCCCUUGAUUACACAGGCAAAUAGUGAACAUCCAUUAGCAAAGGCUGUGGUGGAGCAUGCCAAGUGGCUGUGGCAGAAGCAUGGUUCAUCAAGAGAACAGGUCACAGAGGUCAGGGACUUUGAGGUGCAUCCUGGAACUGGGGUGAGUGGAAAAGUUGGUGACAGAAGGGUUUUGGUUGGGAACAAGAGGCUCAUGAAUGCUUUCAAUGUAUCUGUUGGUUAUGAAGUUGAGAGCUAUAUCUCUGAAAAUUAGCAAUUUGCUAGAACAUCUAUACUAGUCGCCAUUGAUGGAAAGGUUGCUGGAGCUUUCUCUGUGACUGAUGUGAUGAGACCAGAAGCUCAGCUUGCUGCGUCUUUUCUCCGCUCACUGGGCAUCUCAAGCAUCAUGACCAAAGGUGACAACUGGGCUGCAGCCACAGCCAUUGCGAAGGAGGUUGGAAUUGAGGAUGUGUAUGCCGAAAUAGAUCCCGUCGGAAAAGCUGCAAAGAUCAAAGAGUUACAGAUGAAAGGGAUGAACGUUGCAAUGGUCGGAGACGGAAUAAAUGACUCGCCAGCCCUGCUUGUAGCUGAUGUUGGGAUGGAAAUUGGUGCUGGGACAGAUGUGGCUAUAGAAGCAGCUGAUAUAGCUCUCAUCAGAAGCAACUUGGAAGAUGUAGUUUCAGCCAUUGAUCUAUCCCGAAAGACCAUCUCCCGAAUUAGGAUUAACUAUUUCUGGGCACUUGGCUACAACAGGAUUAGCUUGCCUAUUGCUGCUGGCAUUCUGUACCCUUUCACUGGAAUUCGGUUACCUCCUUGGCUUGCUGGUGCUUGCAUGGCUGCUUCAUCUCUUAGUACGGUUUGUUCCUCUCUUUUGUAGCAGUCUUAUAUAUGUAAAGCCUCUUCAUAUAGAGCACUGUAAAAGCACUAGCUAGAAGGCCACCUAGGAGCUUCAAAUGUACAAAAAAUGUUGACAGGCUAGCUUAGAGCUGGACUCAUGACUUCUGUCGUUAAUUACUUCUUUCUUCAGCUGAUACACUGUAAUUUACUUCAUAUAAAACAAAGUGAAUACCUUUAGUUGCAUGUUAAGAUUGACACAAGUCUUUUCUCUUUGUAGUUCUAAACUAAUGCACCGUUUGGCAACGCAAUGCAACACAUAAAAAGAAUCAUUUUUGAUGUUUUUGCUAGCGUAAUGCAGUGCACCGCGUUGCCAAACUGGCACUAACAAAACAGGGUUCAAGCGUUGGUUGCAGAAAAGGCAUGAAACAAGUUUAGAGUUGAGGAGGCUUGAUUAGAUUAUGUCCUCUUCAAUCAUUACUUAAGUUAUUGAAGAACACCAAGUUAAUAAUGCCUCAUUCUUCAAUUAAUUUUCCAAAUGGAAACAGACUGAAAUGAGAAGAUUGAAAAGCUUUUCAAACUCGAAAGGGUGAUUGAGACAAAAACAAGUUUUAGAGCUAAUUUAAGAAGAAUUUAAAUUCAGGGGGCAAAUUGAAAUUUACCCUUAUACAAAACGUUUGAUUAUCAGGAAAUUAAUAUCAUCCCUUGCCUGUGGCAAACACCCUUUUCACCGAAAACAUCUCAACACGUGGCAUAUCUAAUCAUAUUUUUUCUCAAAACCCUCUUUCUCUACCUAAAACCUUUCUAUUCAAAGCUCUCUCUCUUUCCCACAGUGACAAGCUCCAUGUGGAUCACUAAAAAGAUUUAGAAAUUAUGGGUUUUUUUUAUAAAUAUUGGAGAUUAAGCCUGUAGGGUGAUUUUUGAUGAUUGGUGAUUAAUCCAAUGUGGAUUAGGUUGGUGGUGAACCUUCUUUUUUUGGCUGGUGAGAAAAUGAAGGAAAAUGG
This is a messenger RNA of Populus trichocarpa (black cottonwood), 6820 nucleotides long. Its product is annotated as retrovirus-related Pol polyprotein from transposon TNT 1-94. Gene Ontology annotation, molecular function: nucleic acid binding; zinc ion binding. Gene Ontology annotation, biological process: DNA integration. Bases 466 to 4377 code for a protein of 1303 amino acids. Lineage: Eukaryota; Viridiplantae; Streptophyta; Magnoliopsida; Malpighiales; Salicaceae. The transcript is spliced from 3 exons. The record is from RefSeq and is a predicted model, not a curated record.